AUGAGCAAUGCUAAGCUUAGAAAUUUGGUUAACUGUCUCUAUCAGAUCCGUGACAGAAAGUACUUCAGAUUUGCCUUUGGUUAUGAAGAGGUCUGGCAGCUGGACUCAGGCAGCAAGACACCCCCACAGCCCUCGAGACCCCAGCCCCUCACCUCAGCCCAGUCCUCGACCAGCUGCCCCACGGUUGUUUGUGUUACAUCGGACCUACAGCCGCAUCGGACGGCCGCUCUUGGGGCUCCUGCCUCCGGACCUGCCAGGGACCGACCCGGGAAGGAUCCGAAUCCAGCUCAGAAGGCGGCGCUGCGAAGACAAAAGCGUGCACUCGCCAGAAGGCGCCGCUACAAGUCGCGCGUCCAACCUCCGCCCUUCCAAUUCCUGCAGGCCGGAUUCGCCAGCCCCGCAGCCACCACGCCCUCCUCUCCCCAUAGCCCUCUAGCUCUGGCGGGGCCACACAUCCUCACCCGAAGACUUGAAGACCAGAGAAAGGUAGACUACGGCACCGACACCACUUCACACUCGACGAGCCUUGCUGGCCUGAGUCCACUCUUUCUCCUCUACUCAGGACCUUACCCCUGCAACCUGGUGUUAAUAGUGUCAUACCAGAUUCGCUUCCCCGGUGUGUCUGCACCCCUUCGAGGCAAGGAAAUGAGAAAGCUACUUCUCGUCCGAGCGGAGCAGGUCAAUGAAGAGGGGGCAGUGAACCGCAAAAGGAGGAAUAAGAAAAAGAAAAUUGGCAUAACCUCUGUAGAGAGGGCAGUGCUUCGGUGUGGCAAGGGCAGAGGAGGGCCUGGGGCUGGCCUGAAAGCUGGCAUCCGUGGCCCUGCCAACACUAAAGCCAAGGCUAAGAUCCAAGCCAAGGCGGUGGCUGAGGCAGAACUGAAAACAGGACUGGUGACCCAGGCCAAGGCUGGGGAUGGAGCAGUGGCCAACACAGUGACCUAUGCUGAGGCCAUGGCUCUGACAAGGCAAGUGGGCAAGAUGAAUUCUAACACUAAGACUAGAGUCAUGGCUGAGACCAAGGCAAUCCCCCUGACAGAACCUAGUGUAGUGUCCCAAACCAAAUCAAAGGCCAUGCCUAUGUCCAGGCUCAGUGCUGUCACCCAUUAUAAAGUGAAGGCUGGGGCUGGAAGUGAAGCCAGUAUCGGUUCCAAAGACAACAUUGGGUCCAGGUCCCAGAGAAGGAGCAAGGCCAGCAUCAAGUUGAAGGCUGGGAACAGAGCUGGUACUGUAACUCGGUUCAGUGAUGAGGAUGGAGAAAAUGUCUGUUCUUGGUUUUGGACUGGAGAAGAGCCUAGUGUAGGAUCCUGGUUCUGGCCUAAAGAAGACAACCCAUUUCAAGUGUAUAAGCCUCCAGCUAAGAUCCAGGAAAUGCCCAAGCCUACACCCAAACCUGAACUCACUGUAAAGCAAAAAGCAAAAGCAUGGUCAAGGGCCAGGUUUUGUGUCCUAGUUCCGGUAAAUGGAGGGGAGCAAUCCUUACCUCCAGCAGGGAAUUGGACUCUGGUUGAUACCUUGAUUGAAACUCCUCUAGGGAUUCGACCUCUGACCAAGAUCCCACCGUGUAAUGGGCCUUACUUUCAGACUUUAGCUGAGCUCAAAAAUCAGGUUAAGUGUAGGGAAAAGUAUAGGCCCAGUCCAAAAACCUGUCGCUGCAAAUCACAUGUUUUUAGUUUAGAGCCUAAAGAGUUUGAUAAACUUGUUGCCCUACUUAAAUUAACUAGGGAUCCUUUCAUUCAUGAAAUAGCUACAAUGGUAAUGGGUAUCAGUCCUGCUUAUCCAUUUACCCAAGAUAUAAUUCAUGAUGUAGGUAUUACUGUUAUGAUUGAAAACUUGGUCAAUAAUCCCAAUGUUAAUGAACACCCUAGAACUUUAAAUAUGGUGGAUGACAACUCUGAGCCUUCUGGAGAACCACAAAUAGGAGAGUUGUACAUAAAUCAAGUUUGUAGGGACAUAAUCUCUUAUCCUUUGAACUCCACCAUGCAGCUGGAUGGACUGAAAUUAUUAGUGCAGCUGAGUGUAAGGUUUGAGUACCACCAUAUAAUUGUCAAUUACAUUCUAGAUUUCCUCACUUUGUUAAACAAGGGAAGUGUUAAAACCAAGCUUUAUGUUUUAAAAGUGUGUUUGCACUUGUCUAAAAAUCAAGCCAAUACAAGAGAACUGAUCAGUGCCAAAGUGUUGUCAUCAUUGGUUGCACCCUUUAACAAAAAAGAGUCAAAGGCCAAUAUUCUUAAUAUCAUUGAAAUAUUUGAGAAUAUAAAUUUCCAAUUUAAAAAGAAGGUGAAGCUAUUUACCAAGGAAGAGUUCACUAAAUAUGAACUUAUUUCCAUAUUUGAGGGUGCAAAAGAGUUUGGUCAGAAACUACAAGACUUAGCAGAGCACAGUGAUCCUGAGGUGAGAGAUAAAGUUAUAAGAUUAAUACUCAAACUCUGAAUAGCUGUAUGUUCUCACAAAACCUUUAGCAGUUUUUUUGGUAUUGUAGUUUGAAACCAAUGCAACUUAUAAGUUCAGUAUUUAUGCUAUCCGUGCUGAUUGAAGGAGCCAAUUUUAUGGAUACCAAAUGAUCUUGAGAGCUUGAAUGUUUGUUGGUUUUCAUUGUGCUAUAUAAGUUCAGAUAUUUUUAGUAUUUUUGCAAUAUGACCUGAUAAUGAACCUAUUCAUUCUGAGUAAGUUAUACUUCUGUGCUUUAUAUUAACAUAAGUGUAUUUAUUUAAUAUUUCAAUUACAUGUGAAUAAAGUUGCAUGCUAAAACUGGUGAAA
This is a messenger RNA of Bubalus bubalis (water buffalo), 2757 nucleotides long. It is a transcript of the gene ARMCX5, whose product is annotated as armadillo repeat containing X-linked 5. Lineage: Eukaryota; Metazoa; Chordata; Mammalia; Artiodactyla; Bovidae. The record is from RefSeq and is a predicted model, not a curated record.